CAGGGCUGGCCUGCUGCUCUGCCCUAGCCUAGCCUUGCCCUUGAGAGUCUGCAGCACAGGGCACCCCUGCUGCAGUCACUUGCUGCGGCUAAGCACGGCUGCAACCCGUUGGCCGUCGGGUGCGCUGCCGAUUGAAACGCGACGAGCGCGACGGUCAGCUCGCUAUAGAUCCGGAGCGAUUUAAAACGAUUAUGAGUUAACAAAUGCCUAUAGGUCUGCCGGAUUAAAACGGCGACCGUCACGACGUGAGCGAGGUUCAUGCCGUGAUGAGGCGUCAUGCCGUCACGUCGGGCGGGGUCGGUCCGCGAGCUUGCACGUGCAAUCUGUCUGGAAGGCGCUUCGCAGAGCGAGACAGUCUCACGUGCAUAUCCUACCUAGGCAUAUACACAAAAUCAAUGCUGCUCCAAUACCUAUUGGCCGCUCUGCUGAGCGUGGCUGUUGUGAACGCAGACCUGUGUGGGAACCCUCCACCCGAAUGCCUAAAAUACAAACGCCUGCUAGAUCCACUGAUUAAAAAGAGGGACGAAUGGAGGGCAGCAGGAGGAGUCACGGAGGCAAAGCGAAAUGCCACAUACGAGGACGCACAUAAGACUGACGGGGCAUGGGUCACGAUCAGCAACGGCAUCGCAUAUGUAGAGUCGAAACAGGAUGGCUAUGAGACCCGCCUGUUCGCGUCCCUGCUUCAGCUCUACCGCGCCAUGGCCCGCCUGGGUCGCAAAAACUUCCCGGACGUGGAAUUUGGCAUUAACCCCUGGGAUGGGCCGCGCUCAGAUGCGUGGUUUAACUACUGCCAAGUGCGCGGCGUGACGCCCAGCAACUGGCUGUGGCCCGACUACUCGACCAUGGGCUGGCCAGAGAUUGGCGCAGCGUCUUACGCGGUGCUGCACCAACGCAUUGAGGAGAUCGCACGCGAGAUGCCCUUCGCCACACGGCCUAACAAAUUGUUCUGGCGAGGUGGUGGUGGGCCCCACUCUCGUGAAGUGCUGGUCAAGAAGUUCGCCGACCGCACUGACAUUGCUGACAUCCAGAAAAUCCCACCCUUUGGAGGUUUGUGGAACGCCCUGCAACGUGACCCUGACUACAACAUCUCAACUAUCAUCUCAAAAAUGGAGGACUUUUGCAAGCACAAGUAUGUUGUCUACACUGAGGGCAACGUCUACAGUUUUCGACUGACUACCCAUUUCAUCUGCGGCAACGUCUUGAUUGCGCAUCCCAUGCGCUUUGACGGCAUGGCCUCGCUGAUGAUGGAGGAGAACAAAAAUUGGAUCAUUGCUGAUCCGGAGUGGAACGACCUUGAGGCAAUCUACAGACGGUUGGAGGCAAACCCUGCUGAGGCAGAGGCAAUUGCAAACAACAAUGCUGCAACCCGUGAAAUUCUUACAGAGGAGGGCUUCGACUGCUACAUCCUGGAGUCGCUCAAGUGCUACAAGGACGUGAUGCCAGGGCCCCUCAUCCGCCCACCGGGCCGCUCCUGGAGAUACACUCCCCUUGAGUUCUACAUUAUGGCCAAAAUGAAGGGCCCUGGAAACUUCAACUCAUACGUGCUGUCCAACCAACACCAACACCAUGGAUAAGCCAUUCGGGGACCUGUGGUCAAGGCGUGGUAGGUGUGUGUGAUUACCAGGUGGUGCCGACCAUGUGGCCGGCGCCGGGAUGGUGCCGUUGUGGCCAACACAGCAACAGAUGCGGCAGCUGGUUCGGACCAUGGGCACCGGUGCUUAAGUACGAGCGGGCCGGUGUCUGGGUCCUUUGCUGGCGAGCAGAGCACUCGGUAGGCAGCGGCAGGAGCGUGGCACGCAGGUGGUCGUGUGCAUGUGCGAUGGGACAGGGUAGGUAAGGUGCAUGUUGGCGUAGCCCCGUAGUGUGCAGCGUAUGCCCCCAGCAUUCAACAUGCCUGUUGCUACGGCAAGGCAUGAGCGCGCGGCUGGUCGAACUACGCUGGCUUUACUGUACCGACGUGACAAGUGCUUGUCUGUGUGUGUGUGUGUGUGUGUGUGUGUGUGUGUGCGUGUGUGUGUGUGUGUGUGUGUGUGUAUAUGGGUUAGUGUGUGAGUGUGUGCGUGUGCGUGUGCAUGUGUGUGUGUGUGUGUGUGAAAAGGAAAACGAAGCCCGCCCAAGCAGCGCCGGAGUUAUUUACGGAUACCUACCGAAUACCGAGUGUCUUUGACCCCGGUACGUAUGAACCGCGAAAAGCCUGUAACCCUCUCAGGAG
Molecule: messenger RNA, 2212 nt
Organism: Chlamydomonas reinhardtii
Lineage: Eukaryota; Viridiplantae; Chlorophyta; Chlorophyceae; Chlamydomonadales; Chlamydomonadaceae
Exons: 9
Coding region: 396-1574 (392 amino acids)
Source: RefSeq, a predicted model, not a curated record